UUGUCUUUUUUUUUUCUCUUCCAAUGUUAGCAAGAAGGCUCGUUGUGUGCUCAGCACUGUCUGAAUAAUUUGCUACAAGGGGAAUAUUUUAGUCCUGUUGAGUUAUCUUCUAUUGCACAGCAGUUGGAUGAGGAAGAAAGAAUGAGAAUGGCAGAGGGAGGAGUGUCUAGUGAAGAAUAUAGAACAUUUUUACAGCAGCCUUCUGUAAAUAUGGAUGAUAGUGGAUUCUUCUCAAUUCAAGUCAUAAGCAAUGCCUUGAAAGUUUGGGGUUUAGAAUUAAUCCUCUUCAACAGCCCAGAGUAUCAGAGGCUUGGGAUCGACCCUAUAAAUGAAAAAUCAUUUAUUUGUAAUUAUAAGGAACACUGGUUUACAGUUCGAAAGAUAGGAAAACAGUGGUUUAACUUGAACUCUCUCUUGAUGGGUCCAGAACUAAUAUCAGAUACAUAUCUUGCACUUUUCUUGGCUCAAUUACAACAGGAAGGUUAUUCCAUAUUUGUAGUAAAAGGUGACCUGCCAGACUGUGAGGCUGAUCAGCUAUUGCAGAUGAUUCGGGUACAGCAGAUGCAGCGACCAAAACUAAUUGGAGAAGAGACAGCACAGUCAAGAGAUCAGAGGCUACUCAGAAGUGAUGUGGACCAAGCAAUAGAAGUCAACCACCCUUUUGAUGGAACAGGCAUGUUAGAUGAAGAUGAAGAGAAUUUUCAGAGAGCCCUGGCUCUAAGUAGGCAAGAAAUUGAUAUGGAAGAUGAAGAAGCUGAUCUUCGCAGAGCCAUUCAACUCAGCAUGCAAGGUAGUCGUCGAAGUGGGUUCUCGGACUCAUUACCACAGAAUGUUGCUCAGUCGCCUCACACCAGUCAGACAGACUGCCUUUCUUCAGAAGAACUGCGAAAGAGAAGACAAGCAUAUUUUGAAAAGCAGCAACAACAGCUACAGCAGCAAGAUCAGACCCCAAACUUACACGAUAAGCCAACUCUAAGCUCAAGCACUCUGGAAGCUGACCCGGGAGGUGAUAUGAGUGAAGAAGAUAUGCUUCAAGCAGCCAUGAAUAUGUCUCUCGAGUCUGUUAGAAACCACUUGAAUACAGAAGAGGAGAAAUGACAACAUUUUGUCAAAACUUAUUGUCAAAACACUAAGUCUCCAUUAUAAUUUUACUGUGUGGAUGUUGCACAAGCAGGGUUCAUUUCAGAGUUCUGGAAGCAGGAACAAAAGGGGGGCUGGAGGUCAGAGCUUAGAGGGAAUCUGCAAAUUGAAAAAGGAUUGCACUAAUUUAGGAAACUGUAGCACUCCUACUACAGAACAUCUGUUCACAAGAGUAGCUGUAUUAAAAUUACUUAAACUAUUCACAUGAACAAAGUUAGACACAUGUAGUGGCCAUAACUUGCAUUGAAAAAGCAAGUUUAAAUUGUUUUGAAGAAUUCUAUAGAAAAUACAAAAAGUGCCGAAACCCAGCAUCAACUGAUUUCCUUUAAUACUAAUGGAAAAAUAAAUACAAGUAAUAAGUUGUGCUCAUAAAUGCCUAAGUUUUACCAUUUUAAGUGAUUUCUUGUAAAGAAGAAUUAAAUUCUGUUUAUCUUAGAUAAUUUAUUUUGUGAUUGUUUAUUCUGAAUGACUUAAUGUCAACUUUUCGAUCCUGCUGUCCGCUUUUGAAAUGACCUGUUCUGCAGGAGAAACAUGCAUCUAUAAAUUUCAUGCUUGUGAUUCCAGAGAGAAUCUUCAGUGUGUUGUUGAUUAUGACAUUACUCCUGAAUCUUUCAGUGACUUCUGACCUAACACUUUCUGAUUUUCCUUUCAGUUCCAACUGUAGAAUUUUCAGAUCCAUGUUUAAAGUAGGAGUUUUGCAUUGCCCUGUUGUCUCUUGGCAGAUAAUUUCCCUUCUUUAGUUUUUUGUUUGGUUUUGUUUUCUUAUGCUCUUUCUAGUUAUGCCACUGUCUUUAAUAUAAAAGUAGUGUAUAAUCAGUUGGGUUAAGCAGGUUUUCUUUUCUACCUCUUCUGGAGUAUUUUUUUUUUUUCCUCUUCAAGCUCAGCCCUUCAUUCUGGCCUUUCAGUAUGAAAGAUCUGUAACUGAGUCUAGGAGAAAGGAGGAGGGGAUUUAGGUGCCAUAAAGUCAGUGCCACACACAUAAGAU
This is a messenger RNA of Egretta garzetta (little egret), 2125 nucleotides long. It is a transcript of the gene ATXN3, whose product is annotated as ataxin 3. The record is from RefSeq and is a predicted model, not a curated record. Gene Ontology annotation, molecular function: cysteine-type deubiquitinase activity. NCBI's taxonomy places the organism in Eukaryota, Metazoa, Chordata, Aves, Pelecaniformes, Ardeidae. Bases 142 to 1098 code for a protein of 318 amino acids. The transcript has 10 exons. Gene Ontology annotation, cellular component: nucleus. Gene Ontology annotation, biological process: protein deubiquitination.